ACGACUCCGGCUCCACCUCGCGCUCGGCUCGGGCAGAGCGAGCAGCGCCGAGAGCCCCGCAGCAGCGCGCCCGGCCUCCCGGAGCCCCGCGAUGGAGAUGGCAGAAGCGGAAUUGCACAAGGAGAGGCUGCAAGCCAUAGCAGAAAAAAGAAAGCGACAGACGGAAAUAGAAGGCAAACGACAGCAGCUCGACGAGCAGGUACUCCUGCUGCAGCAUUCCAAGUCCAAAGUGCUUCGGGAAAAAUGGCUGCUGCAGGGUAUCCCCGCUGGAACUGCCGAAGAGGAGGAAGCCAGGCGGCGGCAGUCUGAGGAGGAUGAGUUCAGAGUCAAGCAGCUGGAGGAUAACAUCCAGAGGCUGGAGCAGGAAAUCCAAGCACUCGAAAGUGAAGAAUCCCAGAUAUCUGCCAAAGAGCAAAUCAUCCUGGAGAAGCUAAAAGAGACAGAAAAAUCCUUCAAGGACUUUCAGAAGAGCUUCUCCACUACGGAUGGAGCUGUGUACGCCAUGGAAAUUAAUGUGGAGAAAGACAAACAAACAGGAGAGACCAAGAUUCUCUCUGCAUCUACCAUUGGCCCAGAGGGGGUCCAUCAGAGAGGAGUCAAAGUCUAUGAUGAUGGUACCAAAGUAGUGUAUGAGGUGCACUCGGGAGGCACCGUGGUAGAAAACGGAGUGCACAAAUUAAGCGCAAAGGAUGUGGAAGAGCUUAUUCAGAAGGCUGGACAAUCAAGCUUGAGAGGAGACCACGUGUCAGAAAGGACUGUGAUUGCGGACGGGAGCCUCGGCCACCCCAAGGAACACAUGCUCUGCAAAGAAGCCAAGUUAGAAAUGGUCCAUAAAUCUAGGAAAGAUCACUCUCCUGGGAACCCAGGGCAGCAGACCCAAGCCCCCAGCACGGAAGGGCCAGAAGCAAGCUUGGAUCAGCCCGUCACCAUGAUUUUUAUGGGCUACCAAAAUAUCGAAGAUGAAGAGGAGACGAAAAAGGUGCUAGGCUACGACGAAACCAUCAAGGCUGAGUUGGUCCUCAUCGACGAAGACGAUGAGAAGUCAUUGAGAGAGAAGACAGUGACGGACGUGUCCACCAUUGAUGGGAACGCAGCCGAGCUUGUGUCCGGGAGGCCGGUCUCAGAUACCACAGAACCCUCGUCCCCAGAAGGGAAGGAAGAGAGCCUGGCCACAGAGCCAGCCCCAGGGGUCGGAUGGCAAAGUGUGCUGCUAACAGGAGAUGAGGAGACAGGCUCAGGUGCCCCAGAAACAUCCAGCCCAGACAUGACUCUGAAGAAGCCCCCGCAGCUUUCUGAGGAUGAUAUCCAGCUGAAAACCGAGAGAGACAGCUGUCGUGCCAAUCUCCUGGAGCCUGCUCCCAGAUCUCUUCCCUCAGAUCACCAAAACAUGGAAAUUGAGGUGUCUGUUACAGAAUGUAAAAGCGUUCCUGGAAUCACCUCUACCCCCCAUUCCGUGGACCACCCCUCCCCAUUCUAUUCACCCCCUCACAAUGGCCUCCUCCCUGAUCACCACGAGUCCCUGGAUAAUGAUGUGGCCAGAGAGAUCCGAUAUCUAGAUGAGGUGCUGGAGGCCAACUGCUGUGAUUCUUCGGUGGAGGGAACCUACAACGGGACAUCCUCCCCAGAGCCUGGCGCGGCCACCCUGGCGGGCAGCCUGAGCCCACCAGCCCACCCAGCCACCCAGCCGGAACCUGCCGAGGGAGCCGCGGGCAGGCAGGCACCCCCGCACAUCGAGCUCAGCAGAAGCCCCUCUGACACCAUGGCCGAGACGGAAAGAGUGAAUGGCCAUCCCCCCGACCAGCCCCGGGACACGCUAGGGGACAGCCUGCAGGCCCCUGCGAGCCCCAGCUCCUCCACCAGCUGCCGCUGUUCUUCCCGAGACGGGGAGUUCACGCUCACCACCCUGAAGAAGGAGGCCAAGUUUGAGCUGCGCGCCUUCCACGAAGACAAGAAGCCCUCCAAGCUCUUCGAGGAGGACGAGCGUGAGAAGGAGCAGUUCUGUGUGAGGAAGGUGAGGCCCUCGGAGGAGAUGCUGGAGCUGGAGAAGGAGAGGAGAGAGCUCAUCCGGAGUCAGGCCGUGAAGAAGAAUCCCGGCAUUGCUGCCAAGUGGUGGAAUCCCCCGCAGGAGAAGACCAUCGAGGAACAGCUGGACGAGGAACACCUGGAGUCGCACAAAAAGUACAAGGAGCGCAAGGAGAGGAGGGCCCAGCAGGAGCAGCAGCAGCUGCAGCAGCUGUUGCAACAGCAGCAGCAGCAGCAGCAGCAGCAACAGCAGCAGCCCCCUCCAGAGCUCUGCACAGCCCCUGCUUCCGCUCAAGAACGUCCAGGCGGGACUGAAAAGGAGGACAUUGUCACAGAACAGAUUGACUUCUCUGCCGCUCGCAAACAGUUCCAGCUGAUGGAGAAUUCCAGGCAGACGGGGGCCAAGGGCCAGAGUACACCCCGGCUGUUCUCCAUCAAGCCUUUCUACCGGCCUCUGGGGUCCAUCCACUCGGACAAACCCCCGACCAUCCUGAGACCGGCUUCUAUUGGGGUAGCUCCAGAGGACAGUGGCGUGUCUGCAGCCAAGGGGCAGAAAGCCCCCUGUACGCUGGAGAGCCAGUCGGCGGGAGGAGGCCCUGGCAGCACCGCCCCUCAGGGAAAGGAAGGGCCCUACAGCGAGCCCUCCAAACGCGGGCCCUUAUCUAAACUGUGGGCCGAGGACAGUGAGUUUACCAGCGCCCGGGCCGUCCUCACCGUGGUCAAGGAUGACGAGCAUGGCAUUUUGGAUCAGUUCUCGAGAUCGGUCAAUGUCUCUUUGACCCAAGAGGAGCUUGACUCAGGUUUGGAUGAGCUGUCGGUGAGGUCCCAGGACACCACGGUCCUGGAGACCUUGUCCAACGACUUCAGCAUGGACAACAUCAGUGACAGUGGGGCGUCCAACGAGACAACCAACGCCCUCCAGGAAAACUCCCUGGCUGACUUCUCUCUGCCUCAGACUCCACAAACAGACAAUCCCUCUGAGGGCCGAGAGGGCGUCUCCAAGUCAUUUAGCGAUCAUGGUUUCUAUUCCCCGUCCUCCACACUGGGGGACUCCCCGUCGGUGGAUGAGUCCUUGGAAUAUCAGGCUGGUCUCCUGGUGCAGAAUGCCAUUCAACAAGCCAUAGCCGAGCAGGUGGAUAAGGCCGCGCCCCAGGCCAGCGAGCCUGGAGCAGAGCAGGGGAGACCUGACACAACCCUCGAGGGAGCUGAAACCAGAGCUGCUGGCCCCGAGAAGCCCCAGAGCAUGUUUGAGCCACCUCAAGUGUCCUCUCCUGUUCAAGAGAAAAGGGAUGUAUUACCAAAGAUUCUGCCUGCAGAGGACAGGGCUCUCAGGGAAAGGGGGCCCUCCCAGCUACCACCAACCGUGCAGCCCAGUGGCCCAGUCAACAUGGAGGAGACCAGGCCCGAGGGGGGCUAUUUCAGCAAGUACUCGGAGGCUGCUGAGCUGAGAAGCACAGCCUCCCUCCUGGCCACUCAAGAAUCCGACGUGAUGGUUGGGCCCUUUAAGUUGAGGUCAAGGAAGCAGCGGACGUUGUCCAUGAUCGAAGAAGAGAUCCGAGCAGCCCAGGAGAGGGAAGAGGAGCUGAAGCGGCAGAGACAAGUCUUGCAGAGUGCACCGAGCCCCAGGACCAGGAACGCCCCAUCGCUGCCCUCCCGAACCAAGUCCGGCUACAAAACCGCCCCAGGGAAAAUAGAGAAAGUCAGACCUCCUCCAUCCCCCACAACCGAAGGCCCCAGCUUGCAGCCUGACUUAGCUCCCGAAGAGGCUGCCGGAACCCAGCGGCCCAAGAACCUGAUGCAGACCCUCAUGGAAGACUAUGAGACACACAAAUCUAAAAGGCGCGAGAGAAUGGAUGAUAGUAGUUACACCUCUAAGUUACUGUCUUGCAAGGUGACCUCUGAGGUCCUUGAGGCCACACGGGUUAAUCGAAGGAAGAGCGCACUGGCCUUGCGCUGGGAGGCAGGGAUCUACGCCAACCAGGAGGAAGAGGACAAUGAAUAACUUCCUUCGGCCCGGGAAACUUCUUUGGUGCUUGGGAUACCAAGAAACCAAGAAAUGAUCACAUCAAAGCAUUUUGAUGGACUAUUUAUUAAAGUGCAUACAAACUCAGCAAUCCUUCUGUAGACCAGAAACUGCAACACACAACGAUGAAGAAUAAAGCAAAAAGGGGGUCCACCCGUCGAAUUCUGAGACCCAGGAGUCAGAAGAGAAAGGAUUUCUUUGUGACUUAAAGAAGCCUCUGGAUUUGGACCAGUCCACAAUUGAUCCAAAAAGACAAAGACACUAUAAGCAAAACAACAGAUUUGCUGAGGGCAGACCUUUGACCAGCCUUGGUGGGUGAUGAGGACAGACAGUGAGGAUAAGUCCAUUCGUGAGCUGUAGGGCCCAGGCUGUUACCAUCUGUGUGGCACAGGGUAUUUCUCUGCUCUGGCUUCCCACCUCUUGCUCGUGGCAUCCAAGGUGUUGGAUUGGCGCCAUUUUCUCCAGCCGCCAUACAAUGAAUGGUGUUCCUCUCUGUGGUUGCCCCAAAGAGGCAGUUAUGAUAAUAUUUCUCUUACAUUUGAUUAUUUUUAAUUGGGAGCAAUUAAUGAUUGCAAUGCAUACAAUCCAUAUUUUUAAGACAAUAUAUCUUCAUGUUGCAGAUGCAAUCUCUUCUACACUAGGAGGUUGAGGAAUGUGGGGUGAGAAAGCCAAACCAAAUGGAUUAUUUUAGCUUUAGGAUCUUGUCCGCUUAUACUCUUGACUGAUGUGUAGUUUAGAAGAACACAUUUUCACAAUUACGUUUCUUCACGUGAAAACUAUAUUUAGUGGGCAACAACUAUUUUUAUGAUGGGAUAGGGGAAUAUAAACAUGAAUAAAACCUGUACACAUUGAACAGCUUGGUUCAAGAUGGUAGGGGUAUUUUUAGAUGGCAAUAAUUGGGGGGGAAAAAAAGGUCAAACUCUGCCUUAGAGAGGUAGAUGGCAAGAAAUAAAAGUGUUUAUAACUAUUUUGUAUUAUAAAGUGAGCCUUAGAGGUAGUAGGAAGAAGGAAGGGAUGUUUGGGGUCAAUAGAAAGGAAACAUUAAAGUCAAUGAAGGUAGGGAGAGAACGAGGGAGGAGGGAGAGGGAGGAGAAGGACGUGAAAGAGAUUAUUUUUUUGGCUGAGUGCUUUUCAGGAUGCUAAAGAGAAAAAUAUAGAAUAGAAAUUUUAAGUACAGGCUUGGAAUCAACUACAAAUCCUAAAGAUGGGGGGGGGUGUGUGUGUGUACACCUUUGUGUGUUUGUGUAACGAGUGUAUGUUCACGGGUGUGUGUGUGUGUGUGUUAAAUUUCAAUUGCUCACGACACCUGAGUGUACAGUUAUUUCCUCCAAAGCUGUUAGCCAGCAUCAGGAGUGAGUGAGAAUUUCUUUUUUAUGAAAAGGGAUAUAAAGGCACCGAGCUGAUGCAGUAUUUGUAAUAUUAAAUUGACCUAACAUGGUAUUUGCAUGAAUCACAAUUGCAGAGUUUUGAGUAGUUUUGUAAUUUGACAUUUAGGAACGUAUCCUAUUUAUUCCCAUGCUUUGGAUUCAUGCUUAGUAUACACUAGAGGAUGCUAGCUUUACUGUUUUCUGUCAUUUAAAGCAAUAUGAUAAGGGCAUUCAGUAAUUGGGUGCCCUAAAUUUCUGGAUGAGAAAAUGUUCUGUUUCUGGCCAUGAGAAAAAUAACUAACCAGCCUUCGUUAUUUUUCCUUUGUUUUAAAACUAUUUUUUAAAGCAAUAAUUAAAUUAGAUCUCAUUAAAAUUCUUUUUUUUUGUUUUAAUAUUGUUAUGUCAUAAGCUCUGAUAUGUUAUUCUCAUAAGUAGCAAUUCCACAAAACCCGUAUGUAGUGUUACCCACAUUAUCUUUGCUUUUUUAUCUUUGCUAGUGUUGACUUUGAGGGAAAGUUUAUUCACAAAUGGUGGGCAUAAAGUAAAAAGAUGGAACUGGCCAAUAACCCCUAAAGAUCCUUUCAAAGUGCCUCUGGUACCUGUCAUAUGCACCCACAUUCUGCAGAUUGUAGCCAACCUUGCAUGUGGGCAUUUGGCAGUUGGGAUGGUUCAUUCUCCUGAAUGUUCAGCCAAGUGCUAGCCAUUGGGGGACACUGAACAAAUAAGACCCCUGAUACAGGAGUUCAUUUUAUAGUGGCAGAGGCUGGCAUGGAGCCAGGUAUUCCCAGGAAGGUGACCUCCAUGUUAGAGCAGAGGUCCUGCCCCAUUGGAAUGGGAGCGCCCAGGAAGGAGGACCACCAUUUGUCUAAGGAUUUCUGGGCUGAGGACCGAAUGGGAGGGGCGUUCUCUAAGGAGACACAUGCAGAAGAGCAGAGGAGGCAUCAGCACCUGUGGCCCCAAGCACAGUGGCAGUCAGGAUGGUGGCCAGUAGGCUACAUUUAUGGGUUGCUCAGGAAAUACACUGUGCUUCAUGCUUUGGGACAGACAUGGAACUCUUAGAGAGCACAGACAUGCUAUUGACUAACUCCCCCCAUUUUUUCACAAGAGGGAACCAUUUUCACCACUUACCUUAAGCUUUUGUUCUGUCUGGAAGGGGAUCUUGUACCCACGGGACAGCUGCAAUGGAGAAGAGCUGGGGCCGGGAGGAACGUUAGGAAGCCACCCAGUUCAUGGAAUCACUUUCAAAGCAACCUUGAUUGAACAAGAGGCAUUGAUUGCUCUAGAGCCAGGAUCCCUUGGGCCACACUCCACGAAUAGAUGAGGAAAUAAAUGUGAUUUCUGUGACUGUUUCUCCCAGUCACGGACCUGUUUUUACUGUGUCCCCUACAUCUCCAACUUUUACUAGUUCCCCCAAAUUGCCUUCUGGAUGACUGCUAUUUCCUUGCUCUACUCACUGACAAUCCCAUUGCAUUCCUAUUAAAAAUGUAAAUUACGGUUCACUGGGGUAGAGCCAGGUUUUGUCUGUGCUCUUGUUUUUUUUUUUUUAUUAUUCAUUCAAGAAACAUUCCCCCUCACUGCCACCCCAUGUUUGCGCCAUGGACACAGCACUGUGCUCUGGGAUCCCACAUGAACCCCUGUAGCUUCCUGAAGAUGGAACAGACCCCUGGAGAAAAGUCAUUCCUGCCUAAUCCACUGGGAGAAAGAGGCUCAGGAAGCUCUCGGCCUCACCCUUCAAUAGCACACAAGCUUGUUAAUGUCGACUAGAACAAAUGUUGAGAUUUUGCAAACGUUAGAGCCUUCCCAGAAGUAUUCCUUGCUGCAGUGUUUAUGGAUGUUCAGUUUCUUCCAGAGCCGAUUAACCACUGACACGCCUUGGUUCUCUCAUCCAGAAAUUAUGGAAACAGGGUCUGUCAGUGACAGAGGUUGGUUGAAUUCUACUUGGAUGACAAUGCAAUUACCCAUGCAUGCUGCCCACCCUAGGCGAUGACAUAGAAGCAGUAUCUAUAUCAGUGUCCACACACACACACACACACACACACACACUCAUAACAAGAAACACUAAAGCAGUGUUGACUCUUGUCGCUGAAGACAAACAUUUUUUUUUUCCAAAUGAAGAAUGGAUUUAAUUAAACUAUGUAUUGGAAAAAAAAUAGCCUAAGUAUUAGAGAAGGUGACUAUAUCCAGUUUUAGUUACAGAAUCAAUUUCCUGAAUUUUUAGCAUUCAGUGAGCUGCCAAUUUUGAUUGUGUUGCUCUUUAUCCAGAUGACAUUUUCUUUUUUUUUAUGGAGGAGGGGAAAAAAGCAGCAAUACUGUGUUUGAAAAUUAUACUCUGUAUCUGGCUUUCCUGUGUAUGUUAACCACUUCGAUGUUAUUAUCCUGCUUCAGUUUUAUAGUGAUUGUGAGGCAUUCAAUGCAAGUAUACAGUUAUUUUCUCAUUAAAAACCCGAUGUGUGUUGUGUUUUUAUAAA
Messenger RNA from Marmota monax (woodchuck), 7880 nucleotides. RefSeq names its product PALM2 and AKAP2 fusion (gene Palm2akap2). Bases 92 to 4024 code for a protein of 1310 amino acids. Gene Ontology annotation, cellular component: membrane. Gene Ontology annotation, biological process: regulation of cell shape. The transcript is spliced from 12 exons. NCBI's taxonomy places the organism in Eukaryota, Metazoa, Chordata, Mammalia, Rodentia, Sciuridae. The record is from RefSeq and is a predicted model, not a curated record.